AAGUGUUGAGAAGUUUCCAUAAUUAUGUCCUGUUUGAUAUUAUAAUCACCAUUUAUAAGCGAUCAUCUCCUGAUUCUUUCAAGCUGUUCGCUCUUCUUAUUCGUGACGUUCAAGAUGCGUGUAGUUAUUAUAUUAUUUACCGUUGUAGCAGUUGCGCUCAGCAAUAAUUUCAAUUUGGAAAAUUUGGAUAUAGACAAGUUAUUGAGUAAUGAGAAUCAGAGGAAAGCAGCUUUCGCAUGCCUCAUGGAUCAGAAGCCCUGUGGAGAAUUUCAGGGAUUAAAAGAUUCUAUACCUCACAUGGUGAAAACAAAAUGUGGUGAUUGUACUCCAAAACAGAAGCAGAAGUAUGACUAUGUAUCUAAAGUUCUUUUUGAAAAGCAUCCAGAAUACUUUAAUGCUUUAGCAUUAAAAUAUUCAACGCCGGCGCAUUAAAUUUAAGUAAAUUAAAACAGCUCUAUAUUUUCCUUUGAUAAUCAUGCAAAAUUAAAGUUGUAUUAUCGGCUUAAAUACAUAAUAUAUUCAGUUUAUAACAGUC
Messenger RNA from Nymphalis io (European peacock), 535 nucleotides. RefSeq names its product ejaculatory bulb-specific protein 3-like. NCBI's taxonomy places the organism in Eukaryota, Metazoa, Arthropoda, Insecta, Lepidoptera, Nymphalidae. The transcript has 3 exons. Bases 115 to 432 code for a protein of 105 amino acids. The record is from RefSeq and is a predicted model, not a curated record.